AUGAAUUUGAGGCACGGAACGGUGCGAUGCGAGGGGCCUUCGGCCAAGACUCACCCAACAGCCUUCCCGGAGUACACCAAGCAGGUGCCUCUCACCCCGAAGAUGGAUCAGGACCAAGGCUUCAAGAAGUAUGACGGACCCGCAGGGCCAUUCGCGGCCGAGUUUGACCUGGCAAACCAGCUCAACAUCUUCCCGCUGACCGAAGAACAAUACAAAGAGCACUUCGCAAGUGCAAAGCCCAUCCAUGUGCCUGAGAAGCCUCAGUACUCCUCCAACUGGGAGCGUGCCGUGGCCUACCACCAUGGACUGUACAUGCCAGAGAAGUGUACCACGCCAAAGUCUGCUGACGACAUCCGCCUUGCCGUUGCGGACUUUUCUGCGAAGGUGCAUCAGGAUGCUCCAAAGGAUGCUUGCAAGUAUUUGCAGAUUGAGGAGUUCCGUUGUUUGAACGCCCACCAAUUCCACAACCAGCCGGAAGUCGCAGCCAAGAAAUGCAUGAAGUGGUGGGAUGAGAUUCAGAAAUGCCAGUGGGAUCAAGCCAAGUUCAAUGCCGGAACCACCUACAUUGAAGGUCCACAGAUGCGACGUCGCCGUCCUUAUAUUUUCUACCCAGAUUUCAAGUACGCCUGA
Durusdinium trenchii is the source of this 630-nucleotide messenger RNA. The record is from the annotation of a GenBank genome assembly. Lineage: Eukaryota; Dinophyceae; Suessiales; Symbiodiniaceae.